This is a messenger RNA of Chinchilla lanigera (long-tailed chinchilla), 973 nucleotides long. Its product is annotated as UDP-N-acetylglucosamine transferase subunit ALG13 homolog. Gene Ontology annotation, molecular function: hexosyltransferase activity. The transcript is spliced from 2 exons. The record is from RefSeq and is a predicted model, not a curated record. Bases 614 to 973 code for a protein of 119 amino acids. NCBI's taxonomy places the organism in Eukaryota, Metazoa, Chordata, Mammalia, Rodentia, Chinchillidae. Gene Ontology annotation, biological process: dolichol-linked oligosaccharide biosynthetic process.
ACCUGUCUCAAGAAGACCAAAAAAAAAAAAAAAAACCUAUCCAAAAGGAAAUUUAAUAAUUCGUUUAAAGUAGCAUCAAAAAUAAAGUAGAAUCAAAAAGAAUAUUUAUAGGGGCUGGGGAUUUAGCUCAGUGGCACAGCGCUUGCCUGGCAAGUGUCAGGUAGUGAGUUCCGAUUCCCGAUACUGGGGGGAAAAAAAAAAAAAGAAUAUUUAUGGACUAGGGAUGUAGCGCAAUGUACAUACCCAACAUUCUGUGUUCAAUGCCCAGCACUACAAAAAUAUUAAGAAUAAGAUAUUUGCAAAUUAAUUUAAACAAAGAGGGCCAGGAAUCCAAUUCAGCAGCACAGCACCUGCUUGGCAAGCGCAAGGUCCUCAGUUCGAUUCCCGGUACCAAAAAAAAAGACUCUCCCGUGAUUUUCCCCGGACCCCCUCCUUCCAAGGGCUCCGCACAGGCUGUGGCUCAGAGUGGAAGGUGCUGGCUGCGGCCGCGGCCCCACUGUGACCCCAAAGCGCUGCUUCUCCUGAGGCAGGCAGGGCUCGCGCUUCUCCCCGGCUCCACUCCACCUUCAAGAGCCUCGGUUUCAGCGGACUCGCUCUCCAGAUCGGUAGAACGAUGGUGCUGCAAUCAUCCAGCACUGAGUCCUUUACUCUGCGCGUUUACAGCUGCAAGGAUUCCUUGCGAGAAGACACUCAGAGAGCUGGUCUUGUGAUUAGUCACGCAGGUGCGGCAAGCUGUUUAGAGUCUCUGGGAAAAGGCGAGCCACUUGUCAUAGUUAUAAAUAAAAAAUUGAUGAAGAAUCACCAGCUGCAACUGGCAAACCAGCUACACAAACAGGAGCGUCUCUUCUGCACCUGUAGCACACUUCCUGGGCUGUUACAAUCAAUGGACCGAUCAACACUGAAAUGUUAUCCUCCAGGCCAGCCAGAAAAAUUCUCUGCAUUUUUGAGUAAAGUUGUUGGAUUACAAAAAUAA